Messenger RNA from Cyclocybe aegerita, 1122 nucleotides. Lineage: Eukaryota; Fungi; Basidiomycota; Agaricomycetes; Agaricales; Hemipholiotaceae. The record is from the annotation of a GenBank genome assembly.
AUGUCAGCGGCAAGAAGAUCGCCAGAGCCUCUACUGUCCUUCUCCAGCGCCGAACUUCGCUCAGCAGAGUCUACCAUCGUUUUCGACCCGAAGCCUUUGCCCGCUGACCCUGACGCGCCUAGAAAACGUUGGUACCAUUAUGUACCAGUCUGUGUGACCGUGUUCUUAAUAUUAGUGUUCCAUCCAUCUUUGCUUUAUGUUCUCGUCGACUUCCACCUACAAACUAUGCAUCAGCCUGUCAUAUUUAUGAUCCACCUAUUGGUUACUUAUACCCUUACGUUCAUGGCCUUAUCAUCCCUCAUUGUAUGUGUUGCUCGCGAUCCCGGCCCUGCCAAUGCCCCGCCGUCACGUUUGGAGGGAGCAAGCGGAGAAGGAGAAGAGAUAGGACUUACGGAGGCCCUAAUGCCUGAUCAUGACUUCUCCUCGCCGGCAAGAUGGUGUCGCAAAUGUUGGGCUCCUAAAGGAGAGCGAACUCACCAUUGCUCAAUAUGCGGCCGAUGCGUGCUGAAAAUGGACCACCACUGUCCUUGGAUUGGUGCGAAGUGCAUUGGCCAUCGCACCUACCCAGCUUUUGUCCAUUUUCUGUGUUCUGUUUCUUUUCUAUCGCUAUACGUAGCGACGCUCUCUAUUCACGCUCUGUGGUAUGCAUUUAACAACCCAUUCGCUGUUCACGAAUUCACUCCUGUCCAUGAACUUGUACUCGCCUUUGCCGGCGUUGCAUUCACUCUUAUCAUUGGAUCUUUCGCUGCUUAUCACAUCUAUCUUUCGAUCACUAAUCAGACCACAAUCGAGAACAUAACACCGUUCAUGCUCCUUCGUCACCUUCCACCCUUGCCUCGCAGUGGUCAUUCUCUUUCUGAUCCACCAUUGGAACCCGAGUUAUCAUUUAAACAGAGAAGGCUAGUCCGAACAGCGCAUGGACGGAUACUCGUCUACGAUGUCGGAUGGAGGAAAAACCUCUCCCAGGUCUUCGGUUGGACAGGAAAAUAUGGCUUGCUCUAUCGACUUUGGUGUGGGGGCGCGUCUCCAGGAGACGGGAAAAACUUCCCGCGGAAUCCACGGGCGGAAGAGAUGUUGGCAAAACUAGCGAAAGCACUCGUAGAUGCCGAUGCCAACCAAUGA